Molecule: messenger RNA, 6213 nt
Organism: Echinostoma caproni
Lineage: Eukaryota; Metazoa; Platyhelminthes; Trematoda; Plagiorchiida; Echinostomatidae
Source: the annotation of a GenBank genome assembly
AUGAGUUCCAUUGCGCGACCUGAAUCUUUUCGUUCUCCUUGGUCCAAGGUCCCGAUCAGCGUCGUUGAAGAUGUUUCGUCAGAUGAUGCGGAUAUUCAAUCUCGUUUGUGGAGCCCACCAGUUCGACCAGUUGAUCAGCUCGGUUGUCUGGUGUUAACGUACUCACUGCGACUGGGUGAACCGAAAACAUCUCAGUCGACCGCAGUCGUGGCACCUUAUACGAACACAUCCAUCCCCGUGGAUCUUUACUUUGUUGCAGCUAAUUUCAGUCAGAUCACAUCUGAUGGGGAUCCGGUCACUUGCACUUUCGACAAGGAUCUGUGCGGUUGGUCCAAUGAUCCGAAUAAUUGGCGGCAUGCUUGGUUGUUAGUUGAUUUAUCAGUGACGCAACCGGAAUCGACUCACACCAUGCCGUCAAUCAAUCAAGCACUUUGUCUAUCAGUGUCGCCCACUGACAAACACAAAUUCUCCCGCGGACGUGCUAGUAAUCCUUUACGACGUCAUCAAGCAUUCAGUUCAAUCAAUGACUCAGCUCAAGCCCGGUUGUGGAGUCCCCAGUUCCUUCGAGAAGAUAUGCUCAAGUGUUUAGCCUUUGCAUAUCACAUUGAGCACGUUCCCCUCGCAUUUGCCUCUUUAAUUUUGAUGCAAAGACAGGAAGGACCAGCCACGAUCCGAACCACAGAGACACUGAUUUCGCGAUUGUGGAGUCCUUCUGUCGGCGAUGGGAAAGAGGAAGAUUCAGAGGAGCUAGACAGCUUCAGCUCGGACGAGUUUAACGACGCGACAAUUGAUUUUGCAUCAGCGUUUCACAAACCAGUUUUGAUGGACAAGAUCGGCAUGCCCCAGUGUUUGCAAGUGUCCUAUCGUUAUUUUCCUGGGAGACUGAACUCAAAUAGUGAUAUGUCUUUCAACCGUUUGGGCAACAAUAGUCAGCCGACAUUGGCUUUGUUGAAACGACAAAAAGGUCUCAGUUUUCCCCGCUUUUCUGAUUCAUAUUGUUAUCCGUUCCAAAUUCUCAUUCAAGGUGCACAGUAUCGACAAUCAUCGGAUCGCGUGUCUUGCAAAUUCGCCUCACCAAAUCGCCCAUUCUGUGAAUGGCAACAUGAUGUGAACAAUUGGGGUGGACGUUGGAAGUCCAUGAGGGAUUCUACACAUUCUUCAUCGAACAAUUCGUACAUUUAUUUGGACAUGAAGCAAGAACUGGAGGAAGAAUUGCUUCACGAUGAAGUGUUGGCCGUUCGUCUCUGGAGUCCGCUGAUUCGUCUACGAAAACUGGAAGACCUGGAUAGACCUCAAUGUGUAUCUCUUUCCUAUCGUAUCACAACGGGUCGACAGAAUGGAGUUGCUUCAGCACGAGUAGUCCAGCGUCAUCCACAGUUGGCCCUUCUUGUUCGGCGCCAAGGGAAGUUCUGCGAGUGGAAAGAAGAUCCACGAGAUGCAGAUGUUGUAUGGAGCAAGGAGUUAUUUGAGUCGGAUCUAAGUCAUGCGAUUUGUUUGCAAUUGACUUCUGCAACUCGACGUCGUCAUAUGCGAUAUCGCUUGUCUUCUACUGGGCCGGGCUUAUCGUCUUCUACUGGACGAUUGUGGAGUAGCUCGAUUGUGCCUGAACCGGACGAGCUUAGCACGACACAAAUAAGGAACACAGAGCCUAAAUCACCACAAUGUCUUCGGCUAACCUAUCGUAUCCAGACUGGAGCUCAAAUCCGGGCUGAACGAAAAUCAGCCGACCCGCUUACAGGAUCCACUGUCCCUUCACUGUUGGACUGCAGCUUCAAUGGAUCCACGUGCCGUUGGGCGAACGAUCAUAACAACUGGCCUUCAAAUUGGAAUAUGCAAACUGAUAUGAGUGCCCUGAAUCCCACUCCGAUGGUCACAACGAAACCGGUCAACCGUCAUGGAGCAAUCUGUUUAGACCUGCACACCCAGGCGGAUCCUCCGCCACCCGGCUUCGAUAUCACAGCUCGAAUGUUUGGUCCGUUGAUCAAAGUCACCCAGUCACCGGCCUGUUUACUUCUGCACUACCAGAUUGUAAAUGGAGCGACACCUGUUGUCACGCAAUCGCACGAUAGUUCUGCAACUACGAUACCCACGAAUGAAAGCAACGCUGUUCCUAGACUAGCUGUUUUGCGUCGUCAAAUGGGACCAUUUGUGUGUCCUACCGCUUCCGUUUCAGCGCUAUUCACAAACGAUGUGACUGCACGACGUCUACGACCUCAGGCUCGUGUUAUGGAUCCGUUGAACUGCACUUUCGAGGACCAAACAUUCUGCGGAUGGAGUCAUGAUCCGCGUGAUGUAUUGGCCUGGUGGGAAGUAGAACGUUUAGUCAACACCGUUGCGCAUAAAUACGCUGCAUGUUUGUUGGCCAGUCCAGAGUUGGGAAAUUUCAGAGCGUCAGACGCUCGCCCCCUGACUCCAUCCAAACGCGACAUUUCGCCUUUGGACUGCACGUUCGAUCAAAGAAACAUGUGUGGUUGGAUACCUGAUCCGAGAGAGGGUGGAGCCCAGUGGACCGUACAAUCCGAUGUAAAGACUCCGUCGACUAUUAUCACAGCUGAUCAGGGUAUUCUCUGUCUGUCACCGUUGUCUUCUGUCAGCGAUUCGGAUGACGAAUGGCCUGACGAGUCGAAUCUUGUCCCAAAUAACGCCCAGAAACCGUCCGAGUUGAAUAAGCUCAAUGCGCGUUUAUGGAGUUCCAAAGUGCGUCAAAGACCAACAGGAUCGGUUUUUCAGUGUCUGCAGUUUGUCUAUCGAAUCCAGUCAACCGACACAAGUACUAUCAAUACGUUCCCAUUCCAACUGGCCUUGUUACGUCAUGCUUCUGGCGAUUGCACCAAGAAAAUCAAUCCGCAAAAUGGACGAUUUGUUAUUUCCUGCGAUGGUGCUCAGUUGUGGACUUCACCAAUCGAGGAUACUACAAUGGGACGUUCGUGGCGCACGAUUACUAUCGAUUUGCCCACUCCCGAGGAAGAUAUCACCGCGUUUAAGACCGUGUUUAGUUCCAACGUGCCGAUUUGGACGGUUUCGAACCCUGUUAACGCUAAGCAACAAUCGGCCUGGAGUUCCGCGUUUGUGGAUUUGACUAAGUCUGUAUCAGAUCAGCGUGACUUCAAGGGACGUUACAAUUCAUUAGGUGAUUGUAGUUAUUGGCAUAACACUAGUGCCAACGAUCCAAUUUGGUCUUCCGCCUUGGGAACAAAAACAGACGACAAUUGGCAAACGGUACUUGUCGACUUGUUACCGGAUAAAUCCGGGCCGGACAACAGAGACUAUAAGGUAAAAGUGAUCACCCCCUUGUCCUCUUUGCCACUUUUGGUUCAAGUAUACGCGGCCAUCACUCGCUUUCGCAACAUGAGCGCCAACGAGCCGUUAUGGCACAGUGAACGAUUAGAUUCACCGAUGCAAAAUCUCGGCACAACACCCUGGCAACUUGCACAAAUCGAAUUGAAUUCAACUACUGUGUCCGAUUACAAGGCAUUAUAUCAAGAUGGUCCAACCGAUUCCACAUUGUGUCGAUACCAGGGGACUGAAGGCAUAUCAAAAUUGCUCGGCUUCGUAUGGGCUCCCUCGGUGACACCAACAGUAAGCGACGCAGUACUUGUCCGUCACGUUCUUGCAAACAAAUGUAUCUUGAUUCUGCGGCCCGAAAAACUUCCACCGUAUGGUAUGUUCAUGUUCUUCCAUUUAAUGGGAUUGGCGUUCAGUGACAACGAAGAGUUGUGGAAAUCAAAUCGCACCGAUAUUCUCACAACUGCCUGGCGUGCAAUUCAUGUAGACCUCACAAGCACGGAUAGUCCAUCAUCCGAUUACAAGGUACUUCAACCUCGAUGUGAACACUAUGCUGUCGCAUUCGAUACUUGUAUUUUGUGCAGUGAUAAUGAUGGUCUUUGGACUUCCGGUCCGAUUCCAAAUCAGCCGGUUGGUUGGCACUCGGUGUUUGUAAACCUAGCUGCGACCGCAUCGUCCUCUCCGGAUUAUAAGCUUCCUUUCUUCCGUUCCUAUCUUUUCUCUGUUUUUUUCCACUCCUUUUUUCCGGCUUUGACCGCUGAUACUUCUAUGCCUAAAAUGUUCUCCCCCUCCAGUUCUUGCAAACAAAUGGUUCGUGGCUCGACUCGUCGCAAGUCUUCCAUUCUGUGUGACAACGAGGAGCUAUGGAUGUCCAAUCUGACUGAUAUCCGACUUGGUAACUGGCACUCCGUGCUUGUAGACUUGACUUUUGUGGAUACACCUUCGUCUGAUUACAAGACUCACUGUGAAAUCACUUUUACACAUCAUUAUAGGGCCUGUGUGGCUUCUGAACGUGGAUCUGUUGAUACCAUUGCAGUGAUCUGUUCUUGUAUCGCUCGUUCCGAUUCUGAAUUAGGCAAUGAGUUCGCUGUGACCUGUAAAAAUACUCGUUUAUGGCUUUCUUCAACCAUCGAUGCUGGCUCUCCUAGUGUUCCUUGGCACAUCGGUAUGGUGGAUUUGUCCAGCGAUACGACCGGCGAUUAUAAGCGAAGCAAAGACGGAGAUGUGUCGGUCACGUGCGACAACAAAGCUCUGUUUCGAACUGCAGAGGUCGGCAAGCAUUGGCAAACCGCACUGAUUAGUUUGCCCGAUGCUGCAUCGGACUAUAAGGUGUGUAUCUUGUGCAGACAAGGAACCAUUCCUGCCGGCUAUCCGGAUGCAAGAAUCUGUGUGGACAAUAUCACUUCGUACACGGAACCAUGCAGUGCUCUUCAAAAAGCCUCCAAACCCGUAUCGAAUCACUGGACCUGGGCUCAGUACUUCAGCAUCACGUUUGUUACCGCUUUGAUCCUCGGCUUGACUAUUCCCAUCUUGUUCCUGGCUAUUCUGAUUUGGGCUUGUCGUCGACGUCAUCAUUCGAUGCACUCGAGCUACACAAACAACAAACUUUUUUCGACCAACUUGUGGUACUACAUUGGCGGCAAAGAGUUGUGCGAUGAUCCAAACGGUUAUCGGGGUAGCACGAGUCUACUGCGAAGUCACAACAAGACAUAUAAUGGAUCAGGCACUGGAACCACAGGCACACUGUAUGCCAGUCAAAUCGGUGGUCCAAAUGGAUCCGAUGUGAUGGAUUUACCUGAUGUGGUCAUUCCAGGUGGUCGUGUUGUUUCAUUCAACUAUUCCGGUAACACGUUGGGACCAGGUGGCACGAUGCGUCACAUGCAACAAUCCAUGACUACGGCUAAUUCGGUUCAGCCAAUGCAUGGAUUCAAUACCAUGGGUCCACAAACUAUGACAGCCGGAAUGGGCACGGUUUCGUCACAAAGCUCUGGUACUGUGCAGACCACUACUGUACGCCCUGUAAUGUCCGAUGGGAUGCCACAAGCCGAUAGUGGGUUCACCUACCAGCCCAUACUUGAUUCAACUGGGACUGUCGGGCAAAUGCAACCACAACCACAACAAAUACAGCAACAGCAAUUGCAACAACAGGCUCCGAUUUUGAUGUCACAAUCCAUGUUACCGAAUACCUGUACAACCGAACAAAUGAUGGCUCCCACAAAUAACGGCCAAUUUAAUACAUGCGCUCCAUCGGUUACUGUCUCACAACCUAUGCAAUAUCCUGUUCAAACACAGCCUAUGCAACAGCAACAACAACAACAGUUUUUUCAACCGGCUCAGCAGCAACAACAACAACAGCAACCUUUUGCACCAGUACAGGGUAAUGUGAUGGGUAACUUCCAACCUAUCCAGCAGUCGAACACUGCACAAUCCUUUGCCGUGCCAAAUCCAGUUCCAACCGUUCAACCCCAACUCAACCAACCUCAGCCAUUGCAACAGCAGCAGCAACAACAACAAAUACAACCUCAGCAAAACGGCCUCCAGCAGCAGCAACAACCACAACAAAUGCAACCUCAGCAGAACGGUCUUCAGCAGCAACAACAACAGCCACAAGCUCAGCAACAACCGCAAAUACCGACCCAGCCUCAAAACAACUAUCUGCAAUCCAUAAAUUCGGUUCCUACGACACCCUCCGUCCCAAGUGCUGUUAUGGGCGCUCAGCAAACCCCACAACAUCGUCGCUCGGUUGUUCAACCGGUCCAACUUCCUCCACCACAGCAACAGCAGCAGCAACAACAGCACCAGUCUUUUGCAAGCCAACAGCAGUCUCGUGCUCCAUCCAGACCAGUCCCACAAUCAAACAUCCAGCCAGUUCAACCUCAGCCUCAGCAACAACAACAACAGCAACCUCAAGGCCAANCACUCCUGUGA